CAAUACAUAUCCAGUGCAUUGAACCGUCUCUCUUCUUUGUGAUUCAUAAAUUUUCACUCUCUUUCUCUCUCAUCAAUUCCCAGUUGAAGGAUUGCAUUUAGAGAGAUUUCACCUUUGAGGAGCAGAUUCAAUUUGCGGUUGAUCAGACAACCUCAAUUUCAAGAUUCAAUUCCCAGAUUGAUAAGAAGGAAAAAGCAGAAUGAAAGCAGGAUCUGGUAAAGGGAGAAAAGUGUGCGUGACGGUGACAGGUGUUGUGAUUGCAAUUGUAUUACUGAUAGUGAUACUAGCAUUGACAGUGUUCAAAGCUAAGCAUCCCGUUAACACAGUGGACUCGGUGAAACUAGAUGACUUGCACGUGAGCUUGGAUAUAGCAAAACUAAGUGUAGAUUUAAACGUGACCCUGGACGUGGAUCUCUCAGUGAAGAACCCGAAUAAGGUGGGAUUCAAGUACUCAGACAGCACUGCCGAACUUAAUUACAGAGGGCAGCUGAUAGGGGAAGUCCCUCUUUCUGCCGGAGAGAUUUCUGCCGGCGAGACCAAGGGAUUCAACCUCACCCUCACCAUCAUGGCCAACCGUUUGCUCUCCAAUUCCCAGCUUUACUCUGAUAUCACAUCUGGUACAUUGCCUCUCAACACUUUUGUGAGACUUUCUGGCAAAGUCAGCAUCUUAGGCUUUAUCAAAGUCCAUGUGGUUACCUCCACAUCUUGUGAUAUUGCUGUUAAUAUUUCCAAUAGAACGGUUGGGAACCAAGAGUGCCAAUACAAGACAAAACUUUGAUUAUUCAUUUUCAGUUUAGGAGUGAACCUAAAGUCUAGAGUAAUAGACUAUAUAAGUAUUAUUUUAAUUUUUAAUUAAUGUGCUCAUAAUUCACUUUGUUUCAUUUGCAAUUGCGAUUUGUAUCCCCCUCUCCUCUCUCUCUUGCUGCUGCUGGGAAUUUAUUUGUUAUUAUCAUCUGCAUUUUCAUUACU
Gastrolobium bilobum is the source of this 969-nucleotide messenger RNA. RefSeq lists its product as uncharacterized. The record is from RefSeq and is a predicted model, not a curated record. The transcript has 3 exons. Lineage: Eukaryota; Viridiplantae; Streptophyta; Magnoliopsida; Fabales; Fabaceae. Bases 200 to 778 code for a protein of 192 amino acids.